This is a messenger RNA of Malania oleifera, 1482 nucleotides long. RefSeq names its product peroxidase 17-like. Lineage: Eukaryota; Viridiplantae; Streptophyta; Magnoliopsida; Santalales; Ximeniaceae. Gene Ontology annotation, biological process: response to oxidative stress; hydrogen peroxide catabolic process. Gene Ontology annotation, molecular function: heme binding; peroxidase activity. The transcript is spliced from 4 exons. Bases 46 to 1113 code for a protein of 355 amino acids. The record is from RefSeq and is a predicted model, not a curated record.
AACCAGUGCCUAUUGCAUUAUCCCAUCUGUCAAUUAUACACUCAGAUGCCUCCAAAAAAAGCUUUAAUUAAAGCAGACUCUGAGCAUUGGCCAAUUCGAUUCCCCAACGCCUCAAACAUGUUCCCCUUCUUCUUCUUCCUCCUUUUCUGUCUUCUGAACAGAGCCACGGCCGCCGGAAAUGAGCUCCGGCCGGGCUUCUACUCGGAAACAUGCCCACAAGCCGAAUCCACUGUCCGAGAAGUGAUCAUGAAGGCCAUGGUCACAGACCCACGAAGCGGCGCCUCUGUCAUGCGCCACCAGUUCCAUGAUUGCUUUGUUAAUGGUUGUGAUGCUUCUAUGUUACUGGAUGAUACGCCAACCAUGCUUGGGGAGAAACUGUCUCUGUCCAAUAUAAACUCUCUGAGAUCUUAUGAAGUGAUUGAUGAAGUCAAGGAUGCUGUGGAGAAGGUUUGCCCAGGAGUGGUUUCGUGUGCCGAUAUCAUAAUCAUGGCCGCUAGAGAUGCUGUUCUACUGAGUGGAGGACCUUUUUGGGAUGUGAAGCUAGGAAGAAAGGAUAGCUUAACAGCCAGCCAAGAGGAUUCCAACAACAUCAUGCCAAGCCCAAGAGCAAAUGCAACUACGCUCAUUGAUCUCUUCAGAAAAUUCGAUCUCACUGUCAUAGAUCUUGUAGCCCUCUCGGGAUCGCACUCUAUCGGUAAUGCCCGAUGCUUCUCCAUAGUUUUCCGCCUCUACAAUCAGUCGGGAACUGGGAAGCCCGACCCCACCAUUGAGCCAAAGUACAGAAAGAAGCUGGACAAGCUUUGCCCCCUCGGCGGCGAUGGGAACGUGACCGGAGACCUUGAUGCAACGCCCCAUUUAUUCGAUAACCAGUAUUUCAAGGACUUGGUCGCUGGGAGAGGGUUUCUCAAUUCUGAUGAAACUCUAUUCACAAACCCGAAAACGAGAAAAUAUGUCAAGUGGUUUAGCCAAGAUCAAUAUGGGUUUUUCAAAGCCUUCGUCAAGGGGAUGAUAAAGAUGGGUGACUUGCAAUCCGGUCGGCCCGGGGAGAUUAGAAGGAAUUGCAGGGUGGUUAAUAGCAGGAAAGAUGGAAAGUUGAUGUUAACAUUGCAGUGAAAGUACAGCUGCUUCAAGCCAUUGCUUCUGUCCAACUGCUUUGGACAUAGUUGCUCUGCUAUGUCCUUGUUUUCAGAUUUUUCAAAAUGAUAUUUGCAAUUGCAGCUGAAGGGGAGAUGGUGACGGGCAAUUUGAUAAACCAAGGACAAAAUUCAUGGAUGAGGUCCCCCACUACAUCUAGUAUUGGCAGACUUUGUUUUGGCUCUUAGUAUCAUAAGAAAACACCCAUCAUUUUCUUUUGUCUUUGAACUUCUGUUUUUUUUUCUUUUUUCAAAGGGUAGUACUAUUCCCACGAAUCGCUCUCCAUCUCUUGAUUUUUUUGUUACUUUGUAUGUAACAUAUAUCAAAAGGUUUUUCUCAUUAAGAAAA